AUGGAUCUAAACUUUGCAGUGCCCACUGGUCUUGUUGUGAUCGGCCAUGCGAACAACAAUCUGGUCGUUUCCUGUUCCGUUUUGUCCCGCCUGCGCAUAACUCAGAAAGUUGUAAACCGAUGUAUUGUGGAGCAAAUCUGCGACUUCCUUUCUAUGGAUUGGACGAAACGUGAGAGAUCGCGUCUUGUUCCUAUGCCUUUGAAUGAUACGUUCAAGAUUGAUUUGAUGCAGCUUAAAAUUGAUGAAAAGGCAGCUCAAGCGAGUCGAAAGCCAAAGGAGGAAAGCAUAGUUGACAGCCGUGGCCGCAAGAAGAAAUUAUCUGGUACUCCAUUACCUUCUCCUAUUCCUCGAGAGGCAUCGCCGUCACCGCUUCCUCUUUCGCAACUUGAUAGCGUGCGAUCAAACUUCCAGAACCUACUGAAAAAAGCUGGAAAUGAUAAACCUUCGAAAUGGCC
This is a messenger RNA of Ostertagia ostertagi, 455 nucleotides long. Lineage: Eukaryota; Metazoa; Nematoda; Chromadorea; Rhabditida; Trichostrongylidae. The record is from the annotation of a GenBank genome assembly.